AUGAAUGAUAAUUCCAAAUUUGGAAUAUGUUUGUCAGAAUAAAAAGUAGAUAAUGCGAAUAGAUAUAUAAAAAAAGAAAAAUAAAAAAAAGGGAAAUGGAUUGAAGUUUUCGAGUAAUUUAUUUUCAUCCUAAAUUUAGUUCAUAAAAUGAGAUCUAUAUGAAGGGAGAAUAUUUAAAUAAUCUUAAAGUUGGAUGUUGGGAAACAAUAUUUAAAGAUUAAAUUAUGUAUUGAAAAUU
Paramecium sonneborni is the source of this 238-nucleotide messenger RNA. NCBI's taxonomy places the organism in Eukaryota, Ciliophora, Oligohymenophorea, Peniculida, Parameciidae. The record is from the annotation of a GenBank genome assembly.